AUGACUGAACAUAAAUAUAAACUUCUUUGUAUGGGUAAUCCUUUGUUGGAUAUCCAAGUUACUGCUGAUAAAGCUUUACUUAAUAAAUAUGGUCUUAAAGCAAAUGAUGCUAUUCUUGCCGAAGAUAAACAUAAACCAAUGUACGAAGAACUCGUUAAAAAUUAUACUCCCGUUUACGUAGCAGGAGGUGCUGCUCAAAAUGCUGCUCGUGGUGCUCAGUUUUUGCUACCACCAAAGUCCACAAUUUAUUUUGGGUGUGUUGGUGAUGAUAAAUAUGCUCAAGAAAUGAGAAAUGCGGCCAACAAUGAAGGGCUAACUAUUGAUUAUUUAGUUAAUAAAGAAUUUCCAACUGGAACUUGUGGUGUGAUUAUCACUGAUCAUAAUAGAUCAUUAGUAGCAAAUUUGUCAGCAGCAGAAAAAUAUAAUGAAACGGAACAUUUGGAUUUACCAGAAAAAUGGAAAAUUGUAGAAAAUACCGAGUAUUAUUAUGUUGGAGGAUUUUUUUUAACCGUAUCACCUAGUUCUAUCUUAAAAAUUGCCAAGCAUGCUGCUGAUAAAAAUAAAACAGAAGAUUUGAAAGAAAUCGCUAAAAAAAUGGCACAAUUGCCAAAAGUUAAUAAAAAACGUCAACGUAUCGUCGUCAUUACUCAUGGAGCAGAAUCAACUAUAGUAGCAGAACAAGAAGGUGCUUUAAAAGAAUAUCCAAUUCUUAGUAUAAAUCCAAAAGAUAUAGUUGAUACUAAUGGAGCAGGUGAUGCUUUUGUUGGUGGAUUUUUAAGUCAAUAUGUUCAAGGUAAACCUAUUGAUGAAUGUGUCUCUGCUGGUCAUUGGUUAGCUAAUAUUAAUAUUAAACGCGUUGGUCCUACUUAUCCCGAAGAAAAAAUUCCCUAUCCUGGUAAUUAA
This is a messenger RNA of Funneliformis caledonium, 903 nucleotides long. The record is from the annotation of a GenBank genome assembly. NCBI's taxonomy places the organism in Eukaryota, Fungi, Glomeromycota, Glomeromycetes, Glomerales, Glomeraceae.